AUGGCGAUUCUGGCCAGAGCCAAAUUCCCACACAUAGUGCAGGAGAGCCUUAUGGUCAACCCAGUAACUGUGGAAAGGUCUGCAGCUUCUGGUAUGGCCUCCGAAAAGCCUAAUCCUUCCCACCACAGUACGGGGGCUGUUCAAAUGAGGAUCAAAAAUGCCAACAGUCACCACGAUAGAAUGAGCCAAAGCAAAUCUAUGAUUUUGUCUGAGAAUGUGAAAGUCCCUGAGCCUGUAAGUCGUCAUAGAAGAAAUCAUUCCCAGCAUAACUUAACACUUGCAGACAUCAUUAGUACACAGGACCACACAGUAGUGGAGAAAGAAGGAUAUCUUCUAAAAGCUAAAAUAGCAGAUGGUGGCAAGAAAUUAAGGAAAAACUGGUCCACAUCCUGGGUUGUUCUCACUGCUCGGAAAAUGGAAUUCUACAAAGAAUCCAAGCAGCCGGCGCUGGCCAACCUGAAACCAGGAUAUAAACCUGAGUGUGUGGAUUUGUGUGGUGCUUGCAUUGAGUGGACCUCGGAGAAAUCCAGCAGAAAGAAUGUCUUUCAGAUCACGACAGUGUCAGGAAAUGAGUUUCUCCUCCAGUCGGAUAUCGACUUUCUCAUAUUGGAUUGGUUCCACGCUAUCAAAAAUGCAAUUGACAGAUUGCCAAAAGAACAGAGUUGUACAUCGAGAAAUUUGGAGUUCAAUCUCAGAAGAUCCUCCAGCAUCGAAUUACUGAAUAGCUUAGACACUGAAUCCAAAGAACCAAAGCCUGAACACAGAAAAUCUUUAAUUUUCAGACUGAACUACAGUGCCUCUGACACAAAUGACAGAAACCGAGUUAAAAGCAGAUUAAAGAAGUUCAUCUCCCGAAGGCCCUCCUUGAAAACAUUGCAAGAAAAGGGACUUAUUAAAGACCAAAUUUUUGGCUCCCAUUUGCACUUGGUGUGUGAGCAUGAGAAAUCUACAGUCCCCCAGUUUGUAAGACUGUGUAUAAAAACUGUUGAAAGAAGAGGUCUAGAUGUUGAUGGAAUAUACAGAGUUAGUGGCAAUCUGGCAACAAUACAGAAGUUACGAUUUGUUGUCAAUCAGG
Messenger RNA from Nestor notabilis (Kea), 1075 nucleotides. RefSeq names its product Rho GTPase activating protein 15 (gene ARHGAP15). Lineage: Eukaryota; Metazoa; Chordata; Aves; Psittaciformes; Psittacidae. Gene Ontology annotation, cellular component: cytoplasm. The transcript has 11 exons. Gene Ontology annotation, biological process: regulation of GTPase activity; signal transduction. The record is from RefSeq and is a predicted model, not a curated record. The annotation marks the transcript as partial.